AUGACAUUGCUGGAAACGGUUGUUCUUAACAUUAUCGACGAUUACGCUAAGAAUCUCUACAGUCGCCGAUCAACAGUCAACGUGUCCGUCGAAGGCAUUGGAUCAUCCACACAGAAGGUCAGUACUGCCAUUACCGCAACCAUCGAGUCGGGAGAUCAAACGAUCUCGAUGAAAUUGCAGUUUUUGGUAUUGAAACAACCAUCAUCGGAGCUGCCAACAACGCCGAUUGACAUUUCGGCAUGGAAAAUUCCGGAUGUAAGGCUAGCAGAUCCUCAGUUCAGUAUUCCCGGAAGUGUCGACCUCGUCAUCGGCAGUGAAACUUACUGGGAACUCCACACGGGUAGGAAGAUUUCUCUAGGUGAAGGUCUUUCGUGGGUAGUCGAAACCCCAUUUGGUUGGGCGGUUACUGGUCCCGCAGCUCGCACGGCUACCUGCAUUCCACGGUUUUGCUAUCUCUCCACCGUAGAUGAACGGCUGGAAUCCACUCUACAAAGGUUUUGGGAAAUGGAAACAAUUCCAUCGGAUCCGGUCCAGUCUACCGAAGAAAGUCGUUGUAAGGAGCUGUACGCUGCAACGACUACGCGUGAUUCAUCAGGAAGGUACAUCGUGCGUCUCCCACGGGUUGAAGAUCCCGAAAUCAUGCUCGGAGAAUCGAGAUCAAUAGCAGAUCGAUGCUUUCUGAGCUUGGAACGUCGACUCGAGCGAGAUCCUGCGACCAAGGACUCGUAUCAUAGGUUCAUGGAGGAGUAUCUGCAACUUGGACACAUGAAGAAGGUGGAAGAGCCUGUAGAUGACUACAUUCAACACUGCUAUAUUCCACAUCACGUCGUAUUCAAGGAAUCCAGUACGACCACGAAAGUCAGGGUUGUCUUCGACGCGUCAUGCAAGACUUCGUCGGGCUAUUCCUUGAACGACACUCUGCUUGUUGGACCUGUUGUUCAGCAAGAUCUCUACUCGAUCUAUUAG
Molecule: messenger RNA, 966 nt
Organism: Ochlerotatus camptorhynchus
Lineage: Eukaryota; Metazoa; Arthropoda; Insecta; Diptera; Culicidae
Exons: 2
Coding region: 1-966 (321 amino acids)
Source: RefSeq, a predicted model, not a curated record